AUGAAGUCGUGUCUCUUCUAUUCCAAAUUUCCUUUUCGAGACAAUCGCCUAAACUGCUUGAUCUUUCAGCGCUAUCAUCUUGAGAAGAAAAAACCGAGUUCGGCAGUGCUGAAACCAAGAUUUAACGAUUAUGAUAGCGGUGAGGAUGUGCAUACGUUUUCCAAACUGCGCAGCUUAGAACCGAAUGUAAAAGAAAAUCCGGAUUUAAUCGAAGGACCACCUCCAUUUGCUCGAAGCAGCCAUGAUAAUGAUCACCAAAUCGGCGAAACCACCGUGAACAAAAACGCCGAUAAAACAAAAAGCGAAGAAAGCAUUGUAGGGGCUACUAAUGAAGAUCUUAUUGUCCAGCCAGCAGAGCUGAUUUCGGAAGACUCUGAUGAGGAUGGAGUGGCUCAAACAACAACCCCGGUCAGCAGGCCAUCACUUUUGACCAAGCUGAAAGACAUGAAGCUUUCCAAAACGAAUCUCUUCCAACGACUAAGACCUUUUAAUCCGAAGAAGGGCGAUGGAGAAGAUAUGCCAGCUACAUCAAUCCAACCUCCCAGCAGCAACCCCGAAAAUAUCUUCACCUCCACACCAUCCCCAGCCAAUCCAAUGGCUUCACUAAGUCUCAGGAACAUUCCCACUGCAGAAGAUCAACACGCUGCCAAGCAGAACGUGGAAGGUGCAACUGAAGUGAUGUCAGGAAUCAGCAAAGCAAUUGAAGACGUAAAGGCAAUGGUAAAAAAUAUUCAAGAGGAAACCAAGCGCGCCUCAGAAAAGCACCUGGCAGGACUUUCGCGUUUUAGUAUUUUGCCAUCAGAGCAGGAUUCCUUAAACCAGCCCCAAGAAGAACUUCCCGCAACACAGACUUUGAGCGACGAAAAUGUUGCAGUCAGCAACCUGCUGAAAACACGCACUAUGUUUGAAGAAGAUGACAAAAUCAGCGAAACUGGACUUGAGAGUAACUCUAACCCACCUGUGGAAGAGGAAGCAGUUGUUGGCGAUGCUGAACCCGAGACAGGAAUUGAACACACACCUGCAACCAAGCAAUAUAAAACAAAGGUGGAAAAGUAUUUGGAUGAUCUGAAGGAGCGAAGACAGAAGAUGUACUCUCCAGAAAAAUUCGAAAAAGAUCGCUCCUUUACACCGGGAGCUACUGAAGACCUGAAUGAAGACCCUCCAGGUUCAGGUCUUCUAACUGCUAGUCGUGAUAUUGAAGCCCAAAAGAAGAUAUUGAGGAGAAGACUGGAAAUGUACCUUCGAAGCAUGCUCAGACCGCAUAAGUCUGAAGCCCCUGAAGACAGUACAACAUUUGACCCAGUGGUAGGCAUGAAGGAGGAAGCUGCUAAAGAAUAUUUUGGUGCUACGCCGUUUAAUUUGUCUGAACAAACCGACCAGGACGUUAACACUGAAGAAGAUGGAACAGUUACAACUGAGGUACAAGCAGGUGAGGCUUCAACUGAGCCUUCUGGGUUAUCUGCGACCGCAAACGGGAAUGACAGUAAAUUUUACCCAACCCUACCUUCCGCUAGUAGAAAUCCGCUCACCAAAUAUAUUGAGCAAUUGAGGGCGAAAAGUCCAAUGAAGCCCUUGGGGUCUUCGACCCCAAGCCUCGAAGCUCGAUCUGGAUCAAGCGAUGAGUCCGCGACAGAGAAAGCUCAAAAACUAAUGAAGCUGUACCAAACAACAAUUGCCGAGCCUAGAAGGCUGGCGCUUAAAGACAAGCUGAAAAAUUACAUGGUUGCUCUGAAGAAGCCGUUAGAAAAUGUGUCAGAAGGUAGUAGGGAAAAAAAUGCAGAAGUAUUAGAUGAGGCAUCCGCAAAUGCCCCUACUUUGCCCGAUGAAGAUCCUAACCCCGCAGAUGAAGAAAGCAUCAGCAACACCGAAGAAGAACAGAUAAGAGUAGGUGAAAUGCCACCCCUAACCCCAAUGGAAAGUAGAGCCAGCUUUGAUAAUGAAGGGAAAGAAAACGACUGGCAAGGAAACCUGGGAAAAAUCAUUCAAUAUUCCUCAAAUCCUGAAGACAUCUACUUUAGCGGAAACGGCGUAAAAUUACCAAUGAAAAUUGAACUCAGUGGAAACGACUCAUUGGUACUUUCAGUCGAUAUGGAGAAGUUGUGCUCAUGCCAGAACUCAUCAUGUCCAAAAAACCACGCUGAAGUUGAAGAAGCACUAGGAACAAUUCUGAGAAAGGAAGCUGAGCUCGAAAGCCAGCUCAAAGAUGUUGAAGCAGUGGAUUUGGAAAAUAUCCACACAAAGCCAGCGGUUUUCAAAAGAUCUUCGGACGCAGCAGGCAAAAAUCGUUUGGAAGGCGCAAAAGAGCUCAGUAACCAUCAAGCCGGUGCUUUAUUGCCCAAGAUGCCCACACUACAAGAGAUUGCUUCCGACCUAUCCAAGCUUGAUAACCAGUUGCGAAGAGAAUUUGGUGAUUCUCUACAGCAUAUGAAAGAAAAUGCUGACGUUCUAAAUAAAGAAGUUUUGAAUACUUUAAGUGCUACACAUGGGAUCGAUCCAGCCUUGUCAGCAAAAGCUCUGGAAACUCAGCUACAAGCUUUCAAAGACUUGAGUGAUCAAAGUGUGAAGCAGCUUCAGAAGACCCAAGAGAUGACGAGUUUAAGCCUCCCAACUCAAAAUCCAUUGCUGGCAGCUGAAGAAUAUAUCCAAAAGCUGGAAAAGGAGAAAACUUUGAAGAAGCUCUUGCGACAAGCACAAUCGCCGUAUUUGUCCCCUCAACUGGGUUUGAAGGGAAUUGAAAACCAGGCUAAAGCUAUGAAGCAAAGUAUUGAACAGCAAAAUAGGCUGAACAAGCUGAAAAAUCACCUUUCAGAAGACACGCGGAAAUUAGCCAAACUAUUUCCCACUCAAAAUCCGUUAGCUAUAGCUGAUAGAAUUAAAGAGAACUUGAAAUCUUCCUUACCAGACAUUCCAAAGCUUCAAAACCGGUUCUCUGAUAUAAACGACAAUUUACUGCAAAUGCCCGAUGUGAUCCAAAAUUCCAAAAUUAAGGCACUGGAAAACGAGCUGAAAACUUUGAACAAUGAAAUAGAAAAGUAUGAGGAUAGUAAUGGAAAACUGUUUGCUGAUGAGUCGAAGAAGUUCUUCGGAGGUCGAAGUAACGAUGUUAUCCAAAAGGAGAUGAAUUUGAUUGGAAAAACCUUGUCCUGGCUCAACAGCCUUUCAAAGUCGAAGAACUGAUUCUAAGUUUGGUUGAUGAAUAAUCAUUUUUGGAUGAUAAUGACUGUUCAUUUAUGCGUAGUUUAUAAUUUCUGUAGUUUUAUACUUUUAUAUUAUACUGUGUUGCAUGCAUGGAAGUUUUUAACUUU
Dendroctonus ponderosae (mountain pine beetle) is the source of this 3305-nucleotide messenger RNA. RefSeq lists its product as uncharacterized. NCBI's taxonomy places the organism in Eukaryota, Metazoa, Arthropoda, Insecta, Coleoptera, Curculionidae. The transcript has 7 exons. Bases 1 to 3177 code for a protein of 1058 amino acids. The record is from RefSeq and is a predicted model, not a curated record.